Messenger RNA from Hordeum vulgare subsp. vulgare (domesticated barley), 1318 nucleotides. Its product is annotated as ethylene-responsive transcription factor ERF038-like. The coding region runs from base 338 to 1096 and encodes 252 amino acids. Gene Ontology annotation, biological process: regulation of DNA-templated transcription. Gene Ontology annotation, molecular function: DNA binding; DNA-binding transcription factor activity. The transcript has a single exon. NCBI's taxonomy places the organism in Eukaryota, Viridiplantae, Streptophyta, Magnoliopsida, Poales, Poaceae. The record is from RefSeq and is a predicted model, not a curated record.
AAAUGUGAGUGAGUUACACCGUUGGGAGGACUUGAAUAUCUAGGUGUAGCAGAGCAUGCACAGCUCCGGCCCGGUCCUUCCCUGAGAGAGGGAGGGAGAGAGAGAGAGGCCAUGCGACCCUAAUUAUUGGUCAUGGCGGAGUCAGCUGUCGUUCAUGGGUUCCUAUCCCACGCCACGUUGCCUCCACUCUCCCCUACAUAUACAGCACCACCUCCCUCCACCUCCUCUACAUCUCCCUCCCUCGUAGUAACUCGAGUCUGCACGGCCCUCGCCAUUACCACUUGAGAGCGCGUGGCAUUCCACAGGGACGGGGGUACGUGGUGCUCUCUUCGCGCGCAUGGCUGCGAGCGAGCAGAGCUCCGAGUCCUCGUCGACGACGACGACGUCGUCCUACGCAUCCUCCUACUCCACGUCCUCGUGCUCGCCCAGGGCCGACGACAACAAGAAGCAGAGCGGCGGCGGCAGCAAGCGUAAGCGCGCGGCGGCCGACGAGGAGCCGGCCCCGGCGGCGGCGGCGGCGUCGUCGUCGUCGUACCGCGGCGUGCGGAUGCGGGCGUGGGGCAAGUGGGUGUCGGAGAUCAGGGAGCCGCGCAAGAAGUCGCGCAUCUGGCUCGGCACCUUCCCGUGCCCGGAGAUGGCCGCGCGCGCGCACGACGCCGCCGCGCUCAGCAUCAAGGGCGCCCGCGCCGUGCUCAACUUCCCGGACCUCGCGCCCGCGCUCCCCCGCCCGGCCUCCCUCGCCCCGUGCGACGUCCAGGCCGCCGCCGCGCGCGCCGCCCUCAUGCACGACCACGACCACGACCACCAGUGCUGCUCCCCUUCUUCAACCUCCCCCGCCGCCGCCGCCGCUCCCGCCGCCGCGCGCGGCAAUGCCCCGGCGGCAAGCGACCAGCCGGCCGCGCGAGACGAGCCGCCGUUCCAGCCCAGCCAGGGAGACGAGCAGCAGCUCACGGCUGCACAGGUGGAGAUGGUGUUCGACGAGCUGGCGCCGCUGUGGGUGGACGACGUGGUGGAUUUCGCGCCGUCCGAUCACUGCUGGACGGCGUACGAUUGCCUCGACCCAAUCGGAUUCCAGCCUCUCCUGUGGGAGUAUUAGGCUGGUGCUGCCUGUAAACACUUGGUUUCCCUUCUUCUUCUUUUCUUGGUUUUGUGUGGUUUUCUGGUGCUGCUUUAAAAUGAAGCACGUUUUCUUCUACCUUUAAUCUGGUUUGCGCAUGUUAAUUUGGGUUGGGACUACUUGUAAGUUGAGAUGUUAGCUUAGACGAUGUGAGUUGAGCUUGAAAUUGAACACAAGAAUCCAACGUGUACAUGAUGUGAA